AUGCUAAAAUGCGCAAAUGUUGUUAUUGUCGUCGUAUAUUUGCUCGUACUGAGUAUCUGUUGUGCAAAAUUAAAUCAAAAUUAUUGUAACGCAUUUGUAAAUUUUCCAUUAAUUAAUAAUUAUUGGAAUAAAUGUAGAAAGAUAUAUAAAAUUUUUGGAAGGAAGAAAAAAGUAAAAGAGAGUUAUGAUGAAUAUUUCAAGGAACUUGAUAAGAUAUUUAACGAAAGUGACUAUGAUGAAAAAGAAGUGGAAGAAGAGGAAAGAAAAAAAGAAGAAGAAAUGGAUUUAAUAACAGAAAAGGAUUUAUUAGAAAUAAAUUUUUGUAAUUAUGAAAAUGAUCCUAGAAGUGUAGCUAACCUUGUUAAAAAUAAAACUGAAGAAGAAAUAGAAAAAGAGAAAGCUAUUGAAGAGGAAAAAAUAAAACAAAAUGAAAAAAUGACUUUGGAAUAUAGUUAUGACUAUGAUAGAAUUUUAAAAAAGAAAAAAUUCCUUGAAGAAAAAAUAGAUUAUAAAGAUAAAUUUUCGUUAAAAGAGGAUGAAGAGAAAUUAGUCGAACGUAUUGAUAUUAACAGGAUGAAUAACUUUUUGAAUGAUUAUAGAAAUGAUUUCUCUGAUUCCUUUUACAAAGGAAGAAGAGACAAGCAUUUCGGUCGAGAAGAUUUGCAGUCGGAUGAUGAGGAGUCAAAAACUCUUGAAAAAGCUAAGGAUGAGGAAAAAACGGGAAACAUAUUUGAAGAAGUUACCCCAGUUCCUAUCACUGACAAAGGAGCGAAUGAAAAGGAAAACAUUAUAAGGGAAAAACUAGAGAGCAUUCAAUUUUUGAAGAAUAUAAGGAAGGAGUUUCACCUUGAAAGGGAUAAUUUCGUAAGCGACUACGUGCAGCAGAUUGAAACGGAGUUCGCUGACGCUCAGGGGGAUGGUGGAAUUGGAAGUGAAAAUGGAAGUGAUCGUAGAAGUGAUAGUAGAAGUGAUAGUAGAAGUGAUAGUAGAAGUGAUAGUAAUAGUGAGGGAGAAGAUGACUGCGGAAGUGGCUUCCAACGUGACGGACCGAAUGACAAAGAGUUCAUUGCGUAUGUACAGAAACGAAUAAAGAAUUAUGCAACGAGCGAGGAUGUACAUAAACUCAUUAGGAACAAAUUCAUAGACAUGUUUAGCGUGAAUGAUGAAGUAAAAAGAAUAAAUGAGAAAAUUAAAAAAAGUGAAAAGAUUAGUGUAAUUUUGGACUUAUUUAAGGAAAAUAAAAAUAUGAACAUGAUUAAUAUUAUGUAUGCUUUUAUGUAUAUAUACCGACUGCGUAAUUUAAAUGUGAGUGAUUAUAUAUAUGACAGAAGAUUUGCUUAUUUAACUAAUUCUUUUGAAGAGAUUUUAAAGUAUUAUUUAUAUAUGCUUAACGAGAAGAAGUUAAUAAGUAUUGAUAACAAGCCGAGGACAUUAAUUCUUAAUGAUAAAAAUAUAAUUUUUUUAAUAAAAUAUAUGAACCGCUUAAAAGUAUUUUACAUAAAUUUAAAUAUAUACAACAUGCUUUUGUUAAUAUUAUCUAAAUCUUUUCAUUUGUGUUCCAUCGAUUCGUUUGUUAUUUUGUUGGCUUAUCUAAAUGAAUAUACAUAUUUUAGUAAUCAUAUACAUGAAAAAAUUAACAAGUCUAUAUUGGAUCGAUUAUUUAAUUUUUUGGAAGAAAAUUCCGUUGAAUCGUCAAACUUAAGUUUUGGUCAUUUUAAAAUAUUAGUACCAUUGUUAAUAAAAUAUAAAUAUGUACAUAAUAUUGUUUUUAAAAAAUUAUAUCAUUAUUUUGAGAAAGAUAUAAAUAAAAUAGCAGAUUUUAUUAUACGUGAUAGCACAGAGUCAGAUAGCCAAUUUUGUAACACCUUAUUUUAUGAUGCAAAGAAUAAAGAUCAAAAGAAAAAUAAAGAAAAUUAUUUUUCCUAUUUAAAAUAUCAAAACAUUCAAGAAAAAAAAAGAAAUCUACACUUUUUAGCACAAUUUCUGCAUUAUUUAAUGAUAUCUAAAUUUAAUCAAAAUGACAAUAUAGUUAUUCACCUAUUACACAUAUUUAUAAAUAAUUUUAAUCUGUUCCAUGUGGAUGAUUUACUAGCCAUAUUUUACAAUUUCGACUUGUUUAAACAUGCAAAAGUGGAUAUCAUGUUUCGUUGUAAACAAGAAUUAUUGCAUAGAAAAAGUUUACUCCAAGAUUUCCAAAUAAACAAAGUGCUGUCCUUUUUUAUAUUCAACUAUAGAAGGGCCAUGAUCUUGCGCGAUUAUUAUGGUAUCUUUUUUAAAAAUAGGACCUACACCAUACGCAGGGUAGGGAGUGCUGUAAGCACAGGCGGUGUUGAAACGUUGAAAAUAAGGGAAAAAGGAAGGCAAGCAGAAGAACCGGGUGAAGCAGCACAGUUAGAAGUAGGGACAAGGAUGGAAAAAGGGAAGCACAAGGAUGAACAUUCUACAUACAACCACUUGAGCAACAGUAACAGAGGGAACAUUCUACCACCAGAUAUUAACAAUAAGGAACGCAGUGAUGACCGAUGGGAUAACAACACAGAUAAGUAUAAUGAUGACCAUGCCAUUUACAAUGUAAUUCACAGUAACAGUCAUAGUGAAAGUGAAGGGGAUUCUUCCAUUAACAUGAAUAAUGCUCACUCUGUUACAUUAAUGGAAGCAUUGAAAAAGAGGAGAAAUAUAAAAUUAUAUAAACAGAAUUAUAUAUUGAACAAAAGGGCCUUUUCGGAUAGUCAGUUCCUGUAUGAUUUUACACAUGAUAUUCAUAUAUAUGUAAAUUUUCGUAAUGUCCAUUUAUUGAAAUUUAUAUAUAAUUUAUAUUUAUUAAGUUUAUUAUUUUACAAAAAUGUUGAUGUGAUUCGCAUAGUUACUGACCUAGCAUAUGAUUUAGUAGAAACGAAUAUAUUUUCUUUUAUUGAUCAAUACUCCUAUUAUUUAUAUGACGAUAUUUAUAUUAUCAUUAAAUCGUUUAAAUAUAUAUCUUUCUUUGCAAUUGAUUUACCAGAAGUAUGGAGAAAAUUCUUUUUUCUUCUUCACCAUUUUGUUAAUGCAUUAAAUUUAGAAAAUAUUUAUGAUAUUUUUUUUUUUAUUAAUAUUGCAAAAUUGACAAAUUUAAAUUGUGAAAAUUAUGAUGUGCUCAAAUUAUUAACAACACGGAUGAAACAGAUAAUACAAACUCUCUUUAACUGGGAUAUGCAAAAGUUCAAUACCUUUCCGCAUACAUACGUUCUGAACAUUCUUCGAUUAAUAAGGGACCAUACGAAUGAGCACGUGGUAAGCUUUGCUGAUUUUUUCUUCUACUCCAUAUACAGAAAAAUAGAGAUCAUAUCAAAUAGACAACAGGACCAGCCGCAAAAUACCCAGACGAACAACCGAGAAAACGAUGAAAUAAAAAAGGACAACGAAAAAAAGAAAGCUAUAGAACAUCUAACUGUAAAGACGCAGAUAGACAACGACACGAGUAAUGAAAAAUAUCAAAAUUAUAAAAAUAAUAAAUUAGAUAAUAUUUAUAAAAAUGUGAAUAAUUAUAUUUACAACUUUAAGGAUAUUAGAAUAUUCCUUAAAAUUUUUUUAACUCAUUGUAAUGAAAAUAAAGAAAAAUUUAAUUUGCAAAUUAUUGAUUUUAUUUUAUGGAAUAGUGAAAUGUUUUUUUCUCAAAUGGAAAUAAAUAAAUAUUACUAUCAUAACAAUUAUGUCUUUGGUACACAAAUGAAUAAAUACUUGUCUUUCUUGCGUCUUAUUCUUCAAAAAAAAUUGUACAACUCGCUCGUAAUGCGCAGAUUUGUUAACAUAUUCAAAUGCAUAAUACGCAUUCAAGGGGUUUACAUGAGUGGCAGUAGCAAUGGCAGUAACAUUAACAAAAGCUUCUUUUCAAAAUUCACUCACAUAACAGAUAUUAAUGUAUGGAAGUUCAUUCGGAAGUAUUUUCAAUUUACCAUACAAUAG
Molecule: messenger RNA, 3942 nt
Organism: Plasmodium malariae
Lineage: Eukaryota; Apicomplexa; Aconoidasida; Haemosporida; Plasmodiidae
Product: conserved Plasmodium protein, unknown function
Exons: 1
Coding region: 1-3942 (1313 amino acids)
Source: RefSeq, a predicted model, not a curated record